AGAGAGGAGAGAGGAGAGCGGAAGUGUUCUAUUUUUUCUCUUCGCUUCCCUUUUUUUUCUUCCUUUUGCUUUGCCUCCGCCGUGAUCGAAAGGAGUCAUUCGAACAAUCCAAUUCGACACCGUCGCGCGAGAGAAGGGAGACGAAGUCGUCAAGAGCCAACGGAGCGAAGAAGAAGAAGAAGAAGAAGAAGAAGAAGAGGAAGAAGAAAGACGAGGAUUUCAGGGGAAGACAAAAGGAAGAGGAGGAGGAGGAGGGAGAAUUCGAGCACGCUUUGCGCUCGGAAUCGCCGCGCUCUCUUUCGCAGCUUGGAGGUCCCGAAGACCGGCUUCGGCGCCUGCCCUUCCUCGCAUUCGCGCCCCCAAGGUUCGAUCUUUUCUUCGUCCCUCUGCUUCCCUCUCCCCCGUCCCGCCCGCCGGCUGCAACCCGUGAUCCGCGGAGCAUGCGUUGGCCCUCCGAUCGCAGAGCACGGCGUCAAUCUCCGGAGUAUCUAUAGCGAGCAAUUCGUAUGCAAAAAAAUGUGAUCUUUCUUGAGCUUCCGGCCGCGGAAUUGGUUGUUCCUCUGGUUGGGUUCAGUUCUUCUAGGGUUUUACUCCAGUAUGAUCGCGAUUCUCUUCCGGUGCGAACCCUUUUGAGUUGGUUCGAGCUUGGGAUCUUUGCUCGCGAAGUGGAUGUUUGUCGUCCAUCCUCGCUCUAGGGUUUUGUGCUCCAGAAUUGAGAAUUUCGUUUGAUCGUUCGAAGAUGAGGAGGAGGAGAUUGAUUAUAGGUUUCGCAAUCCGCUGGAAGUGGAUCAAGAUUUAGGUUCUUUUUGGUUGAGAGAAGAGAGUGAAGAAACGAACGGGAACAGUAAUUUUGUAUUGGUCUGGUGAAUUAUAUGGCUACGGUGCACUGAGAAUGCCGACGCCACAGCCUCCCCGGAUCAACCUCGGUGACCUGAAGUUGCAGAUAGAUAAAAAGCUCGGCCCCGAACGGUCCCAGCAAUAUUUUGCUUAUUUGACUCUGUUAUUGUCACAGAGGUUGAGCAAACCAGAUUUCAACAGGUACUGCCUACCGAUCCUCGGGCACGAGAACAUCCAUUUGCACAACCAGCUUAUUCGCUCGAUCCUCAAGAAUGCCUUUCAGGCAAAAACUCCACCUCCACUUGGCCCUGAGAAGGCUACUUUCAAGCCCAUUGAAGCUGUUGGAAAGAAAUCGUCUCAAGAUGAAAGCAUGGUUAAUCAUUUGGCAGCACCGACACCGAUGUACAGUGUAUGGUCCAAUGGGAGUAUCUUGUCACCAUCUUCUCACAAGGUCAGAUCGUGCAUUCAAGACCGGAGGAUCAAAGACCGGCCUAUUCCUCUUGGACAGAAUGGAACAGCGGAUGCGACUUACCAUGAAUCCUCGGUGCCCUUGGACAAGAAUGUUGCCACAGAGAAUGGCACUCUUGGUCCUCGGAAUCGGAAGAGACCGAUGCAGCAUCAUCAAGGUGUUCCUUCAGAACAGCCUGCAAAGCGAUCACGAGCAGGAGAUUUGACACCUCAUGCUCAAGCUUUUCUAGAGAGCAAGGAUUUGGUUGAGGUUGAAGCCAUGAAAGAUAGGGAAGAGUUGCGACAAGCUGUUGAUUUGUCCUCUGGGAGAGGACCUCUUGAGGCUCCACUUGGCGUUCCUUUCUGUCCUGCAAGUUUGGGUGGGGCACAAAGAUCUUUGCCUUUAGGAACUACUUCUAGUAGCGGUAGUCUUACAAGUAACUAUUACCAUGGAGAAUUAUGUCAUAGCGAGAUAUUGAAGAAAAGGAUGGAGAAAAUAGCAGAAGCACAUGGCUUGGAGGGAGUCGCAUUGGACUGCUCUAACCUAUUAAAUAAUGGCCUAGAUGCUUAUUUGAAGCGUCUAAUUAGGUCAUGUGUUGAGUUAUUAGGAUCAAAGUCAGGUCAUGAUCAUAUGAAGCAUCCAUUCUUCCAGCAGCAAGCUCAGAUGACACCAAUUAACGGAGUUUGGCCUGGAAAUCACAUGCAUGCGCAGAAUAGUUCUGGAUCUUUAAACCACAUGCAAUGGCUGAAAACACACCCAGUAUCUGUUCAGGAUUUUAGGAUUGCAAUGGAGCUGAACCCACAGCAACUUGGUGAAGAUUGGCCAUUGCUACUCGAGAAAAUAUGCCUCCAUUCAUAUGAAGAUUAAGAUAGGAAAAUUUUGGGGUUUUUUGAUCCGUCAAAUUCUUGUGUGGUGAAUCUUUAAGUACCUCAAGGGUUGGUUUUAUUUUCCUUUCUUGGCUUCACUCAAGGAGCAUUAUCAUGGACCAAGGCAAAAUUAUUUUUCUAAUAUUCCUGAUGUGUUCAAAUGAACCAAACGUCAGUGCUGGAAGGAAGUUUAGUUUUUCCCUCUUUGGCUCAUUGCUGUAAGCUUUUAAUAAGAAAGGGGUUGUUCCACCAGAACCAGAGAGGUCAAGCUUUUCUAUGGUUUUCAGCAUGCUCAGAGAAAAUCAAUUUUGCAAAAUACUGAUGUGUAACUUUUGAUAUAGGUAUAUGUAGGUUCUUAGAGGGAUUGCUGUGUAUGUAACAUUACUUUCAGAAGUUGCUUGGGUAGUUAUAGUUAGUGGCAGCCUCCUACUGUUUCAUGAUUGUUCGGAAGAAAACUUUGUGCCAUCCAAAUAUGAUACACAUCUAAGAAAUUGAGUAUCUGGAGAUGUCCUUUAUGUUUUUUCUUACAGAGUUUAAUCUAGAUAUGUUCGAAGCAUUAUGAGGGAUUACAGAGUUGGUCAUUUCCCACUCGGUGAUGCUCUUUAUGUUAAGGUGAUCUGGAGGGUUGACGCUUGGUUGAAUUUCAAGGAAUAAGGUACAUCCUCCUAGCGGUCUUCUGGGUCUUACUAAAAUUCUGUUCCCUAAAUUUUCUUUUGCUGUCUUAUGAAAUUCUCUUUUCUAAAUUUGCUUUGGCUAAGAUGUUAGCACCAACUCCUGUAGUGUUGGCAUCAAGUUGGUAUCUGGUUGCAAAGACUGCUCAAAUCUUUGUUAGAACCUUCUUGUCUCGAAGAUUUUGUUGCACAAUAUAACCAUUUUAAUGGGGAAGGAUUUCAACGAUUAAUGGUAGCAUUACUGACCUUGCCAUCACUGGAGCUAUUAAUUUGUAUAAAGCAAGAGAUCUUUUUUGAAGAUUGUGUAAAUCUACCAGAGGCUUAUAGAUUGAGAAUUCAAAAUUUCAUUCACCGUGGUGAACCUCAUGUUUUGUUAGAACUGUGAUUAAAUGAUACAUGCUGCAGACUGUUUAGGAAGAAUCACUGGUGAUUCUUUUUUAGUUCAAGAUUGAGCUUAUAUCGUAGAACCAACAAGACCAGGAAGGAAAGUUGCAGACUCUGCUGGUCAGCACUACUUAUACGCCAAAAUAAAUUUAUAUGCUUAUAACAAGAUUUUAUGUUGAUUGAGCAUGACAUCUUGUUAUAACAAUUUAUAUCUUCUAUAACAGACCUCUUAUCUAAGAAGCAGGGAGAUAUUUUCUGAUCAAUUCAAUAGAUUAUGCCGCAGCAUCACAUCGUGACACUCAUGCAGUCCUUGGUACCAAAAAUGGAGAAUCUUGUUCUUCUGCAGCAGGAUGACAGUCGCCAUAUCGAUCCCUUCCUCUGCUUCAGCCUCUUUGGUGUCUCCAUCUCAGAAGCAGAGAGAGAGAGAGAGAGAGAGGGAGAGAGAGAGGAGAUGAGCUUAUGGUUACCGUGCUUCCGAGUCUCUACGCGGGAGGAGACGGCGAGCCAAGCUCGCUUGACGGGGAAGACCACCCCCCUCCGCCACCAGGACACCACGGUCUUGGCCUUCAUCCUCUGCCGCCGGUUCGCGCAGUCCGACGCCCGCCUCCUUGCUCCCGCCAGUCCUCCUUCCUCGGUGUACCGUUCCGACGAAGAGCACCACCCCCUCCUUCUACGUCCGGUGACGCAAACGGUUGUCGGUGCACAGUUUCUCGUGUCUGCAUCCCUCUCUGUUCUGGUCCUCCUCUUUAUUCUCUCCUUUUUCCUUCUUGGCUUCCGCGGUUGAUAUUGUCACCCUCAGAUCCAUGAGAAGUUGCCUUACAAAGAGGGCUUGUUUGUUCUACAUUAAAUUAUUCGGGAUUAAAUCCCGACCCUUCGAGGGGUGAAAAUAUCAAACUGACGACGUGAACGCAUCCAACCAUCUCCGCACCCACUCUUCCAACUCUGCUUCGACACGUGUCGGAUACAACCUCUCGUCCCGCGUGACGGACAAAAGCAGCCAAAGGUAAUUUUACACGUCAUCAUAGUAUGCUGUGCGCUGCUCUGGAUCUGCAGCAAAGCGGUAAAAAAAAGUGGAACAGUUUCAGCGCCGCAGGGAGACGCUGGUCGGGUGCUGAUUAGCUAACGUGUCGACUUCCAAUUGGAUGAUUCGUUGGAAGUGUAGAAGGACGUCACGAGAUACACUACCACCCACACGUGCCUGUCGUAUUCUCUCCAGAAAUUAGAUACACGCGUGGAAAACUUACUCCUAGGUGGCGAGCUGCUAUUGGACCACAACUCGAGGCAUCGUGAACCAUCACACCGCUAUAUAUUGAGGCAGAAGCCGCAGAAGAACCCUAAUCUCCGGCCGCCUCUUCCCUCGCUGCGGCGCUCUCUCUCCCUCUCUCCCUCUCCCUCUCUAAGAUCUCUCCGGUGAGGUUUUCGUGUUCUCUCUCACUCUCUCUGUUGCUUUUUCGCUUGCCAAACUUUAGACCUGCUUUAUCUGAAGAAGGAUUCGGCUCUUGACAACGAGUCAAACAGCAGGCGCCUUGUGAUCCAUGGCGAUAUACCUGUCUGCCGCAUGGAGCCGAUAUUAGGUCGCCGGACGAAGAUUGCUUGGAUUUCUUAUUCCUUCAAUCCAACGCCACAAUACCCGGCCACAUAUCCACACCAAAAACUUAGAUCCUCUUCUCCCCCUUUGUUUUCUUUACUCGUUUUUCAUGUAGCUUAUAGUUCUUCUAAUGCUAGUUUUAUAUUGCAUGUUACUGAUUUUGAUCGAUGGAUGAAUGGCAUUUAAUUCAGACAACGGGUGCUUUGUUCUCACAUAACAAGCCACCUUUUGCACGGUGCCUACAGAGAGAUCAAACACCGUGAGGCUGCCACACGAUUGUGGGGUGUGCUUACUCUUGUUAGCCCCCUGCAAAUUUAAAGCUGCCACAUUUCUCUAUCUCAAAUAUCAUCCUUGUUUCUCAAAUAUCUCCGGUUUUAGAUUAAUUUUCAGCAUCAUUGUUAUUGUUGUUUCGAUCUUCAUCAUCAUCCUCAUAGAGUUCAAUCAUCGUUUCUAAAAAUCUUGUUAUCAGGAUUUCACAGUUAGGAAUUGAAUUGUGCAAACCAGAACUGGUGGUCUUAAUGGUCUUAUUGAUUAAAGGAUACUAGUGGACAUUCGAACAGAGUUUUGGACACAACAAAUUAUGGAAUAUUGGUGAAGAUGUUUAAAAUUGCUGGCUUUGAGUAUAUUUAUGAAUGAUUUAUUUUUGAUCUUCCAUCUCAAAUCUUUUUUUAAGAUAAUUCAAUUGCAUCUCUUUUAUUUAUAAAGAUAUCUUAAAAGUUUGAUUUAAUCUUUUUUUAUUUUUUUUGACUCAUCAACUUUACCUUUUUUUUAAGAUGUUCAAUUGUAAAAUAAAUUCAAUACAUGUCUUUUACUUUGUGACUCUCCUAUUUGAAUAUUUGAAAUAUUCAUCUUGCAUAUAAAUAUUUUUAUGAGUUCUGUGCUAAGGAGAAAAAUAGGCACAUAAAAUGUCACAGGGAAAUCAUCAAUCUCUUUAAAGGAGUCCAAAUGUCUUGACCAUCCAUGCUAGUGGAGAUCAACAAUGCUUAGUUAUUGCUACAGUAUGGUCAUUUUUUUGGAUUUAUAGUUUUGAGGAAGCAACAAUUAAAGCUGCAGCAAAAUGGCAGACAAGGCUGGAGAUUCUCAUUCAGGUGGAAUUUGAUGUUGUCAUCCUGUCUCAAUGAAACCUCCUCUUUGAUACAUUUUUAGUGUACUGAGAGACAAAAAGAUUGUUUAAUUGGUAUGUUAAUUUUGUGAUUGAAGGGGCUUAUUUCUGAGGAAAAAAUGGCUUUUUGUGAAGCA
Musa acuminata AAA Group (dessert banana) is the source of this 6033-nucleotide messenger RNA. RefSeq lists its product as uncharacterized. The record is from RefSeq and is a predicted model, not a curated record. NCBI's taxonomy places the organism in Eukaryota, Viridiplantae, Streptophyta, Magnoliopsida, Zingiberales, Musaceae. Gene Ontology annotation, biological process: regulation of transcription by RNA polymerase II. Gene Ontology annotation, cellular component: SAGA complex. The transcript has 3 exons. The coding region runs from base 893 to 2152 and encodes 419 amino acids. Gene Ontology annotation, molecular function: transcription coactivator activity.